CAGGAGGAAGUCCAGCAUCUGAAAGAAACCAAUAUGCGAUUACUCGAGGAGAAAAAGCAUCUCGAGUCAGAGCUGCAAGAGUCAGUGUCGACUGUCAGCAACCUCAACUUACAGAGCAAGGAAGCGGUAGACACAAUUGUCAUGCUAAACAACGAGAUUACCCAACUAGAUGAGGAAGCAAACAAACUUAGCGAAGAACGAGAUAAAGCUCUUCGAACCACGACAGUCACACAACGCCAACUUGCUGAUCUAAGCAGACGUUCUGUUAGAACGAUGCAACACGCUAGAACUUGAUCGUGAUGCGUCCUCUACUGUAGUACAGCAGUGCGAUAUUUUACAGCCAAAGCCAUUUAAUAAAUAAAGUGUCUGGUGUCUAUGAAUGGCAUUAUAUUCAUGUCGAGUUGUUCGACUCUAUAAAGUCUGUUACUAGAGCAUAUGGUCUGUAAAAAUGUUAAAGGUAUAAACAU
Serpula lacrymans var. lacrymans S7.9 is the source of this 467-nucleotide messenger RNA. RefSeq lists its product as uncharacterized. The transcript is spliced from 2 exons. The record is from RefSeq and is a predicted model, not a curated record. Lineage: Eukaryota; Fungi; Basidiomycota; Agaricomycetes; Boletales; Serpulaceae. Bases 34 to 294 code for a protein of 86 amino acids.